Messenger RNA from Rhodofomes roseus, 1907 nucleotides. RefSeq lists its product as uncharacterized. The transcript has 4 exons. Gene Ontology annotation, molecular function: mRNA binding. The record is from RefSeq and is a predicted model, not a curated record. Gene Ontology annotation, biological process: nuclear-transcribed mRNA catabolic process, nonsense-mediated decay; regulation of mRNA stability; cytoplasmic stress granule assembly. NCBI's taxonomy places the organism in Eukaryota, Fungi, Basidiomycota, Agaricomycetes, Polyporales, Fomitopsidaceae. Bases 226 to 1527 code for a protein of 433 amino acids. Gene Ontology annotation, cellular component: cytoplasmic stress granule.
CAUUCUCCUGACUCUCAUCUCGUCUCUGUCCGUUUUCUCUUCCUCUCUCCGUUUCUCUCUCUCCUCUCUCCUAUUUGUCUGCUCUGUCUCAUAUCGGACUUAUAUCUGCUCCGCUUCGCUCUGUUGUCAAAUUUCCUGUUGUGAAUAUCUCUCGGUCAUCAGACGCCAUCGGUCACAAAUCCUUCAGUCUCUCAGGCCUUACGAGUUCACUCUCUGUUCGUCAUCAUGAACCCCAUGAGUCCUCUGGCAGCCGCUGAGGCACCCAGGAGGGCCCAUCUCUACGUUGGCAAUCUGAGCCCCAGGGUCACAGAGUAUAUGCUCACAGAGAUUUUCGCCGUGGCCGGGCCCGUGCAGCACGUCAAAAUCAUCCCCGAUCGUAACUACCAACACGGAGGCCUCAACUACGGCUUCGUCGAGUACAUGGACAUGCGUGCCGCUGAGACUGCUUUGCAGACUCUGAACGGUCGCAAGAUCUUCGACACCGAGAUUCGCGUCAACUGGGCCUACCAGGGACAACAGAACAAGGAGGACACUUCCAACCACUUCCACGUCUUCGUUGGCGACCUCAGCCCGGAAGUCAACGAUGAAGUCCUCGCCAAGGCCUUCAGUGCCUUCGGUACGCUCUCCGAUGCUCGUGUCAUGUGGGACAUGAACUCGGGCAAAUCCCGCGGUUACGGCUUCCUCGCAUUCCGUGACAAGACCGACGCGGAGCAGGCCAUCGCAACCAUGAACGGCGAGUGGCUUGGUUCACGCGCCAUUCGUGUGAAUUGGGCAAACCAGAAGACGCAGGGCGCUCCUGCCGCGUCGUCGUCGCCUGUUGCUCGCAUCGGCGGCGGCAUAGGUGGGGGUGCACCUGCACCGAUCAACUUCCAGGGCGGCCCAUUGUCGUACGAGUCGGUUGUGCAGCAGACGCCCCAGUACAACAGCACUGUCUACGUCGGCAACCUCGUCCCGUAUUGCACGCAGGCAGAUCUCAUCCCGCUCUUCCAAUCGAUCGGCUACCUGUCGGAAAUUCGGAUGCAGGCCGACCGUGGGUUCGCCUUCGUCAAGCUCGAUACGCAUGAACAUGCCGCCAUGGCGAUUGUGCAGCUCCAAGGUCAGAUGGUGCAUGGUCGCCCCAUCAAGUGUAGCUGGGGCAAGGAUCGUGCCGACGGGGGAGCUGCGCUCUCUACUGGCUCCAUGAGUCCGACCCCGGCGGCUGCGCCUUACGGCAACAUGCCUAUGUACGGUAUGCCACAGCCUAACACGUAUGGCCAGUACGGUUUUGGUGCCUACGGUGGCUUCCCCAACCAGGCUGGAGCAACGGGUACUCCUGGCGCAGCUCCUUCGGGCAUGGGUAGCCCAGUGGCUAGUGCCGCUGUCAUGGGAAUGGGUGCAGGCGGCGCGGGCGCGGAUCCCUCCAUCGCUGCGGGCGGUGCCGCUCAGGGCCAGUGGGCUGGUGCGGACCCGAACUCGUACUACUCGAAUUAUUGGGGUGGUUACUACGGCCAGCAAGCCCAGGGUGACCCUCAACAUCAGGGUGCUUAACUCUGCAACCGUCGUGUCAAGUGUAGCUCUUAUUCAUGGGUCAUGUUUUGUCAGUCUGUGCGAGUACGGCCCUGUCUUUACCUCGUCCGCCCACCAUGCACGAUUAGUCCAUUAGCAUCAUCUCUCUCAAAAGCCUGUUUCAUUCAUUCACGGUUAUAUUCGCAGUGCAGAUGUCUUUGCUCUUGUGAUGAAAUAAGCUCCCCUGCUCCGUUUUUAUGAUUCAGAUGAUAACAAUGUGUUGUAUAGCUAUCUAUCCCGUUUCCGCGCUUGCUAGCUUGUAAGUCCUGUGCGUUCACGCCGUUGUUAGGUAGAGUAAUUUCACUCUCCGAAGUCCUGAUUAAUGUUGCUGCCCGAAACUGAAACCAUUUCCUCUCGCUUCA